Henningerozyma blattae CBS 6284 is the source of this 732-nucleotide messenger RNA. RefSeq lists its product as uncharacterized. The transcript has a single exon. The record is from RefSeq and is a predicted model, not a curated record. Lineage: Eukaryota; Fungi; Ascomycota; Saccharomycetes; Saccharomycetales; Saccharomycetaceae. The coding region runs from base 1 to 732 and encodes 243 amino acids.
AUGAGUGAUCUUAACCCUCAAACAAUAUAUGAUAUUCCUCAACAACUUAAUAAAGAAUUAUUAUUUGAUAAUUUUUCUAUUACUAAUUCCAUACCUUCAGCAACUUCCACUUUAAGUUAUAUAAAUCAUUCUACUAAUCAAAUUAAUGAUAAAAAUAAUCAAACUACAGUUUCAAAUUCGGAUAAUGACACUAUUAAUGAUAGUGACGAUACGGACGAUGAAUAUGAUAUAGAUGAUAAGGAUAUAAAUGAUGUUUUGAGUUACAAAGAAUUUAAACAACUAAAUUCAGUUGGUUCGAAUUUAGAUAUUAAUUUUGCCAAGAUCAUUACCAUAAAUUUAUGCAAAGAUAGUUUAAUUACUAUUCCUAAUAAAAUUGUUGAUGAAUUUUCUUUGGCAAAUAACCAAAUGUUUAAAUUAUCUGAUCAAAAUACUAUUUUAAAACCAAUUGUAAUUGAAUUACCUGUAGCGAAAAAACAUAAUUAUACUUUAAAGUCAUUUCUAUUUAGAGAUUCUUCUAUCGUCUUAUUAAUUAUCGAUGAAACUAUCCAAACGAAAUUAAUCAACAAUUAUAUUAAAGAAAUUGAUCAUUAUUCUCAUGGUGAUUCCAAUAUAAUCAUACUAAAUUUAUCCAAAAAAAAUUACGUGAUACUUCCAAUUAUUCCACAAAAUACAACAAUCUAUUGGUCAUUAAUUCAUCAAAAAUUAAGGAUGAUAAUAAAGUAUUGGAUAUAA